AUGGAGUCUGAACGAGACCUGUGGGCGCUACCAUACUACCAUGGAUUGCUUCCGCGUGAGGACACUGUUGCAAUGCUCAAGGCGAAUGGCGAAUUCCUGCUCCGAAAGAGUGAAGAGAAUGCAGGCGAUGCUAGAACGUUCGUCCUGUCGGUCGUCUACGGCAACGUCAAGCACUAUAUCUUCCGUGAGGAGAAAGGACGCUUCUCCAUCGAUUUCAAAUCAGACAAGGGCUACAAAACAUUGAGGGAUUUUGUCGACAGCCACAUGCAAAGCCGUCAACCUGUCUGCUCGGGGAGUAAUGUCAUCAUCACCAAACCCAUGUCGAGAAAGGAAUGGGAGCUUGCGCAUGCAGACAUUAUCAGUGGAGCAAGGCUGGGAGCAGGCGCAUUUGGCAUCGUAAGACGCGGAGAGCUCAGGAUCAGCAAAACUGAGAAGGCGAAAGUAGCCAUCAAAGAGGCGACACUGACCAAGUGUACAAAGGAGCAGAUAAAGGAGUUCAUGAACGAGGCCCGUAUAAUGCGCAAGUUCAAGCAUCCAAACGUCAUCCAGUCUUAUGGUAAGUUUCGGGAUGAAGUCUCAUGUCUUUUUUAA
Molecule: messenger RNA, 591 nt
Organism: Meloidogyne enterolobii
Lineage: Eukaryota; Metazoa; Nematoda; Chromadorea; Rhabditida; Meloidogynidae
Source: the annotation of a GenBank genome assembly